Varroa destructor (honeybee mite) is the source of this 1309-nucleotide messenger RNA. RefSeq names its product eukaryotic translation initiation factor 6 (gene eIF6). The record is from RefSeq and is a predicted model, not a curated record. Lineage: Eukaryota; Metazoa; Arthropoda; Arachnida; Mesostigmata; Varroidae. Gene Ontology annotation, biological process: cytosolic ribosome assembly. Gene Ontology annotation, molecular function: ribosome binding.
GCGCUGUGCAGACAAGCCCGUGAGCACGACAAAGAUACGAAUAGCGCCGUAGAGGCAAGUAGACUUCCAUCGAAUAGGAGGUUGGCCCGUUGUGCUCAUCGUAUAUAAGCUCACUCCCUUGUCAAACAGCGUUCUGUGUGCUUACACAGCUUCAUUGCACUGCCUCACGUGGCCCCAGCGUACGUAGAGGCUAAAGUCUUAGCGAAACUACUGUGUAAUUCUCAUCAAGCUUUGUCUGCUUGCUCCAUCCUGUCAGUCGUUGUUAGCCUCACAGAAGCAUCCCUGUCGGGUGACAAUAUGGCACUUCGAGUGCAAUUCGAAAAUAACAAUGAGGUAGGCGUAUUUUCGAAACUGACAAAUAGCUAUUGCCUCGUAGCUAUCGGCGGCAGUGAAAACUUCUACUCAGUAUUCGAAGGUGAACUCAGUGAUGUGAUGCCAGUUGUACACGCAUCGAUUGCCGGAUGCCGCAUUAUCGGUAGGUUAACUGCUGGAAAUCGUCACGGGCUUCUUGUGCCAUUUACCACCACAGACCAAGAGUUGCAACAAUUGCGUAACUCACUACCAGAUUCUGUGAAAAUCCAGCGCGUUGAAGAGCGCCUCUCCGCACUGGGCAAUGUGAUCGCUUGUAACGACUAUGUUUCUUUAGUUCAUCCCGAUAUCGAUAAGGAAACUGAAGAAAUUAUUGCCGAUACCCUUAAGGUGGAGGUGUUCCGUCACACACUUGCUUCACAAGCACUCGUAGGAAGUUACUGUGCUCUGUCAAACCAAGGGGGUCUUUUGCAUCCCAACGCAUCGGUUGAGGACCAGAAAGAAUUGUCAUCGCUUCUUCAGGUGCCACUUGUUGCCGGUACAAUCAAUCGUGGUAGUAACGUUAUUGGCGCUGGUCUCGUUGUAAACGAUUGGGCCGCCUUCUGCGGAAUGGACACAACUUCAACAGAACUUCAGGUUGUCGAGAGUGUAUUUAGGUUGAAUGAUGCUACAGUCACGGCUAUCGGAACCCACUUGAAGAGCUCGCUGAUCGAGAGCAUGACCUAGAUCGAGCAGUGUAUAGAACCCCUCACUGUUAUAAUGCAGAAGCAAGAGAAAAUUAAAGGCGAGUACUUGAUGUGUCGUCAACGAAACCACUAUCGUCUUAACGAAUAGGCAGAUGUCAAUACUAAUUAAACAUACAUCAUGCGACUUGUGCAACAAAAAGCAGCUUGUUUUGAGUAUAUUAUCACCGUGGAGGAAACACUAUGUAUUUCUAAUAACAGUAAUGGUAAUAAAGAUAUCAUGCACAAUGUUAAGUAAACUAAAUAUCUGGUGUACU